Messenger RNA from Protobothrops mucrosquamatus (brown spotted pit viper), 2286 nucleotides. Its product is annotated as lysyl oxidase homolog 1. The transcript is spliced from 7 exons. Lineage: Eukaryota; Metazoa; Chordata; Lepidosauria; Squamata; Viperidae. The coding region runs from base 259 to 2070 and encodes 603 amino acids. Gene Ontology annotation, biological process: peptidyl-lysine oxidation. Gene Ontology annotation, molecular function: protein-lysine 6-oxidase activity; copper ion binding. The record is from RefSeq and is a predicted model, not a curated record.
CUCUCUCUCCCCUUUGCUCCACAGCCUCAUUCUUUGCAGACUUUUCUCCUCCACAACCUCAAGAUGAAAUUUGCCAAGAACUGCUGGGGCAUCUUAGCAGAAGCGAGGAAUGGACAGCACUGAGAUCGGCUUGCUAAGGGAAGCAGAGAAGGGAAGAGGCAAGUCGUCAGAACUCAACCCCUGGGCUGUUUCGCGGAGGUGUUUCCCUGCUCCAACAAGCAUCCACCAAGGUCAAGCCUGUUGAUCCCGGCCUCCACCAUGACAGCUCACGGCUUCUGGGACUUCUGGGUGUUGAUGGUUUCUGCUGCCUUCCUGCUGGUCCGUGGACAAUAUCCACAGCAGGGCAGUGCGGACAACGGUCACUGGAGGCAGAUGAUCCAAUGGGAGAAUAACGGAAGGCUCUAUAGUCUCCUGAACUCCGGCUCGGAGUAUGUCCCGGCCAGCCACGUAAGAGCCGAGAGCAGCGCCAGAGUGAUGUUGGCCGAUGCUGCCACCAACCAAGGACAGCGAAGUGCAGGGAACACUCGGAGACAGGCGCCAACUUUACCCAUCAGGUCAGGAUCUGAUACCGUCCGGGGACAGACUAGGCACCCCUUCGGCUUUGGGCAGGUCCCAGACAACUGGAGAGAUGGAAGCACUGGAGACAGUAACUCCAACCCCCAUCGUCCAUGGUCAUCCACUCCUCGUCAGCGGCAGGUGGGUGCUGCGUCCUCUUCCUCUUCGUACGUCGCACUUGGGCAGCUCUACCCACAGGGCUCCUAUCCUCAGCCCCCUUAUGCCAACCAGUAUGAAUCCUACGACUCGCAGGUGCCCCGGGCGUACGACGAGAGCUACAAUUACUACCGUACCACUGGGACAGGAGCCGGUGCUGUGGCUGCCGCUGCGGCCAGCGCUGGAGUGGUGUACCCUUUUCAACCCAGAGCGAGAUACGAAGAUUAUGCAGAGGACCAGAAUCCCUACCGCGCUCAACCCUACGCCCCUGUCCAGGAGAGACCGUACGUGCCUUCUGCUCAACAGCUCCCAUCUCCAGAUGGCUUAGACAGACGGUAUUCCCACAGCCUCUACCACGACACUGGAACAAGUUUUGACCAAAAUGUCCCGGAUUCCUACGCAUCCACCCAGAACCAGGGCCAAGGAGUCCCUCUUGCAGAUAAUUUGCAUCUACACCCUGGAUCGCCUUCCAGUACUGGUACCGGCUACGGGAACGAGCCCUGGGCAAGGCAAUAUCCUCCCUUUGGUCAGGUUCCUGAAGAGUCCUACGUCCCUGCUCGCAACGUGGAACCCCAGCCCCCUUUCCGGCCCUUAGACCCCCACGGGGUUCCUCGGCCUGAGCCCUACCUUCCUAUCCGGAAUUCUGAAACUCCCCAGUUGAUUCCAGACAACCAAGGGGUCAACCAAGGCCGAAUGAGUGUGGGCAGCAUCUACAGACCAAAUCAGAAUGGACGUGGGCUCCCUGAUCUUGUACCUGACCCAAACUAUGUCCAAGCGUCCACGUAUGUUCAGAGAGCUCACCUCUACUCACUCCGUUGUGCAGCGGAAGAGAAGUGCCUCGCGAGCACGGCUUACACUGCAGAAGCGACCGAUUACGAUGUCCGGGUGCUACUGCGUUUCCCGCAGCGAGUGAAGAACCAGGGGACCGCAGACUUCCUGCCCAAUCGAGCCCGUCAUACUUGGGAAUGGCACAGCUGCCAUCAGCAUUACCACAGUAUGGAUGAGUUCAGCCAUUAUGACUUGCUGGAUGCUACCACCGGGAAGAAGGUGGCUGAAGGCCACAAAGCUAGCUUCUGUCUGGAAGACACCACGUGUGACUUCGGGAACCUCAAGCGCUAUGCCUGCACAUCACAUACCCAGGGUCUGAGUCCAGGUUGUUACGACACUUACAAUGCUGACAUAGAUUGCCAGUGGAUUGAUAUCACAGACGUUCAACCUGGGAAUUAUAUCCUAAAGGUUCAGGUAAAUCCCAAAUACAUCGUGAUGGAAUCGGACUUCACCAACAACGUGGUAAGGUGCAACGUUCACUACACCGGGCGCUUUGUGGCCACCACAAACUGCAAAAUCUCCCAGUCUUGAGUUCAACCAGGAUGGCAACAGCCCUUCCACCUUCCUUAGUUGUCCCCCCGUCUUCCCGCAAAAGCCUCUCGCAAGGUGUGUAGCCCGCUUCGAGGGACUGGCCUCACCGCACCUGGCGCCUACGUGGAAACGGGAGCUGUUCCACAGCUUUGUUUUUGAGGCUAUGUUAAAUGAAACGUGUCACUUUAAUACUUUUAUAAAUACUUUUGUUCUGAA